AUGGUGACAGGCUGUCACGAUGGAGGAGUAAUCCAAGCAAACAAAAGAACCUUAUCAAAACUUUGGAAUGCUUGCAAACAUGGAGAUGUUAAAACAGUCGAACGCUUAGCAAUCAAAAAAGCUGGUGCUAACGCAAAGGCUCAUGGCAUGGCUCUCAUUCACAUAGCUGCCAGAUAUGGUAACACCAAUACUGUCAGGUAUUUGCUCUCCUUAGGGGCCAAUGUUAACGCGGUGGACGAAGAAGGUUGGACAGCUCUUCACUGGGCUAGUGCUGGCGGACAUGUAACUGUUAUGCAACUUUUGUUGGUUCAUGGUACGGAUCCCAACGUAAAAGCCAAAACGGGUGCUACCCCUUUACAUCUCGCUGCAUCAAACGGCCAUGAAAACGCUGUGAACCUUCUCCUUACACUCGGCUGCGACGGAAAUGUAGUGGAUGGCAAUGGCAGGAACUCGAUGUUUCUUGCAAGCAGAGGCGGCCAUGUUCCUGUAAUAGAAGUUCUUUUGAAGCAUGGCAUUAAAUCCAAUGUACCACUCAAAAAGGGACCUACGCCAGUUCACACUGCAGCAAAAAAUGGUCAUUCCAAAGCCGUGGACUUCCUAAUUGCCUGUGGUGCUGAUGUCGAUGUGGUUGAUAAAGACGGUUGGAAUGCGCUGCAUUCAGCUUGUCAGAAUGGUCACGUGGAUGUGGUGGAAACACUGCUCAAGACUGGAAUGGAGGCUGAUACUAGAAUAAACGGCGGUUGUACCCCAUUAAUGAUCGCAGGUUGCCACGGGCAUCCAGAGGUAGUGGAGUUUUUAAUCUGUAAGGGAGCUCACCCAAACAGUUCAGACAAAUUUGGAUGGACAGCCUUGCAUUUCGCUUGUCUCGGAGGUCACUUGACUGUCAUUCGAGAGUUACUUAAAGCAGGAGUCAACGUCAACGCUCGAACCUCACAAGGGACACUUCCUAUUCACAUUGCAGCUCGUUAUGGCCAGGGGGAAGUGGUGAAAUACUUGAUGAGAAAGAACGCCGACAUAAUGGGCACGGAUAAUGACUACUGGAAUAUAUUUCAUUACGCUGCUCAGGGUGGUAAAUUGCCUCAAGUUGUCAUGGAGUCAAUUAUUAGUCAAGGUGUUGACAUAAAUGCACAAUCACUUUUAGGAAUCACUCCGCUCCAUAUUGCAGCGCGGCAUGGUCAUCAAGACGUGUUGCAUUUUCUUUUGUCUCAAAAUUCGGACGUUCUGGCAAAGGACAACCAGGGAUGGACUGCCUUACAUCACGCUUGUAAAGGAGGCCACCUUUCUGUUGUGGACAAACUAUUCCACAAGGGAAUCGAUCCCAACUAUGGAACUUACUCCGGUCUAACCCCUAUUGGAAUUGCGGCACUGCGUGGGAACAAAGAAUGCUUGGAAUACUUACUUUCACAGGGUGGGGACCUGAAUGGCGUGGACAAUGAAGGCGUUACUGUACUUCAUUUCGCCAGCCAAGGGGGUCAAACAGACUUGAUCGAAUCGUUAAUUAAUUGCGGAAUGGAGCCAAACGUCCCAGCCAACAAUGCGCUAGUUCCAAUUCACUCUGCGGCCUUUAAUGGCCAUGCAAGUGCCCUAAACUUCCUCGUUUCAAAAGGAGCUGAUAUUAAUGCUGUCGAUAACCAAGGGUGGAACGUCUUACACUUUGCGUGUCAAAAUGGACAUGUCAUCGCAAUAGAAACAAUUCUAGAGCUAGGUCUAGAUCCCAAUGCAAAAACAAAAGAAGGUAGAACUCCGCUUCACAUUGCAACGAUUCACGACCACCCAGAAGCCGUGCGGUUACUUCUUUCGAAGGGAGCUAAUGAACACGUCCAUGACAAUGACGGCUGGAACGCAUUGCAUACCGCAAGUCAUCAUGGCCAUAUAGCAAUACUGGAGCUUCUCCUCGAACUGGGUGUAGAGGUGGACUGUUUAACCAACGAUAAUUCGACGCCAUUACUUCUGGCUGCCAAAGCUGGUCAAACUGAAGUCAUAAUUUCUCUGUUGUCUCGUGAAGCUAAUCAAGACGCUAGUGACAACAGCGAAUGUAAGGCGAUUCAUCUAGCGAGCCUUGGGGGUUAUGUGAAAGUUGUAGAAACACUUCUCGAGCAUGGAGUGAGCCCUAAUCAGAAAACACAAAAAGGUGUUACUGCAAUGCAUUGUGCGGCAUCAAAAGGUAAUGGUGACAUUAUUAACUGUCUCUUAGAGAGGGGUGCAAACAUGUACGAAGUUGACAACGAAGGUUGGAAUACUUUGCAUUACGCUUGUAAAGGUGGCCACGAAGAAGUAAUUGAAAUGCUUAAGAGGCUUGGCAUGCCUUUAAACUGCCAAGCGGGAGACGGUUCAGUUCCUCUGCACAUCGCCUCCCGCUACAGUCAUCCGGAACUAGUGAACUUUUUACUGACACAUGGAGCUGACAAACAGGCUGUGGAUAAGAAUGGGUGGAACGCCCUUCAUUACUCCGCUAAAGACGGAACAGUGGCUGUUGCCGAUCUCCUUCUCAAACAAGGAGGAGAGAUGAUUGUGAAGCGGACUCACGAUGGAGAUACAGCUAUUGGUAUAGCCGAGAAAGAAGGAAACAGGGAUGUGCAGCAGUUUCUAAAUAGUUUUGUUUCCAACCACUUGACUAUUACAAGCAAUAACGACAGAAAACACGCCUACUGCGUCAUUCUGUAAGCCCUAACGUUAGGUGGAAAUUGCUACUUUUGAAUCGUCUUGAUUUGGGAAAUUCCUCUGGGAAAAUUCCAGAGAACACUCCCAUUAAUUGCUGUUAAUUAAUCAAUGUGGGGAGAAGUUUAUAGGGGAACAAUUAUCACACACAAGGUAUGAAUCUGAGAAAAGUAACAGAGCUUUGCCGAUUGUUAAACAAAAACCAAAAACAAAGCCAUGUAUGAGCCCCGAAAAUCCACAGUUAGGAAGGAAAAAGGAUUUUACCUUGUUUUUUGUCUAACCCAGUAUUCAGAUCAAGAUUGUUUGAUCUCUUUGGACGAGUAGAAGCAGAAACCAAGAGGCUAUUAACAAAUUUAAUACCUCCUCUAUUGUACUUGUUCGUCUCUAUUUCUCUUUAAGGACCUAGAAAUUAAGGCGCGGAUUCUGGGAUCCCCCAGAUUUCAGUCGUCAUGGCAACACUGGAAAAUGAAGGGCAAUUGAUCGUCAAACUGAAUAGAGAGAUGCUAGAAGUUUAACCUGAACUUUGCAAAAUUACAUGAUUCUUUUAAUUCAGCACUAAGAUAGAAAGUAAAACUUUUAUUCAAUUCUAUCUUUAUUUUAUUCUAACAUAUAAAAAUGGGACUCCACACUUGAAGAUGAUUUGUCAUGAAAGGCGUACAAUGUUAACAUAACUCGUCUGGGACAAACAAUCGCCAUAUUGGAACGAUACCAAUUGCCAUGCAUGCUUCAAGGGAAAAACGUGAUUUUUGGUUGAUAUUGCGGAAACUCUUUCGGAACUUUCCAAUUCAGUUUGGAAGAAUAAAUGGAAUAGUGCAAUAGUUUGAAGAUUUCAUUUGAAUGGCCACGCCACGGGAUUCUUUCCACAGGCUUUAAAGGUGCUACUUUACAUUUCUAGUCCAUAAUUAUCUUUGGAAAGAAUUCGAAAUCAAAAGGGCGCUUUCCAUUUUGCUGGCACUUUCUAUUUUGAAAUAAAAUUAAUGAACUAUUAAUUUACCACAAGUCUAGUUCAAAGAUAAAGAUAGCUAUAUGGUUCUCAAUUUUAAUGGGUGAAAUACUGGUAGCUAGCGCUUUUGCCAAUGCCCUUGAGUUGCCUCCUUAGUGAAGGCGCACUUUGAUCGACGUUUAACUCUUCAAAACCUAAGAGUGAUCAGCAUCAAAUUUCUCCUUAUAAAAUCAAUGCUUUGUAAAACAGAGUGGUCACGAGAAUUUCGGACAUGAUCACACAAGAUGAAUUUGCUUAACAUUUAAUCACCUUCUCUCCACUACUUCUGUAGAAAAUGAAAGGGGCAACAAAUGAGAAUUCAAAUUUUGAUCUUAGGGUUUAAAGGGUUAAGGGGGGAGGGGGGAGUGAAUCAUAUACGAAAAAGCUGAACCUUACUCCCCUUAUUGUCAUUCAGAAAGUAUCCCUUGACUAAGGAGGGCAUGCGUCUUCUUUUGAGAUCAGAGUAAUGUAAAAAUUGGAGGGCUAUAUAUUAUCAAUAGGCCAGUUUGCGAAAUUUGAAUGACCUAAACUUAAUACAAAUCGAUCUUUCAAUUAAGAUUAGAAUCAAUCCAAACUUGAAAAGUGGAGAAGAGAGGCAACCCGAGGGCCACUUACAGUUUAAUUAUCAUAUAUUAGGCUUCUGAAAACAAGGAAAAAAAAGCUUUUUCAAAUACGUUUGAUUAAAUCAAAUACUUUACUGUAACAUUUGUAAAACCGUUAGUAUAGCGUAUACCAGGAGCCUGCGUAUACACAAAAUAGGUUAAUAACAGUUUGCAGUCUGUUUCUAGAUUUUGCCUUAUCUACGUUGGUUUAUUUGAAAAAAUAACUCAAAGAUCCUUACUUCUUACUUCAAACAAUUGUUGCAAGUUUUCAGCAUAAAAUUAUAUGGCAUGCACAUAGUUCCUGACUGGCAUCUUUUUGAUUAUCAAUAUUGUUAUUAAUAGAUUAUCGGAUAAAAACUGCUUAUGGCGGAGCUUCAGGCGCGCGCGAACCGCGCACUAGCGUAGCCCCAAGAAAAUUUGCUGGCCACACUUUCUAGCACCAGGUGUGGGAGCCUUCAGAUUGACAUUGCGCAUCCAUGUUAUCGUCAAUUGGUAGCUGUCAAAACAGGGUAUUUACUGACCAGUAUCACAUGACCGUACUGCUGGCGCAGGUGUAAACCCAUAGAGAUCACGUGUUUUUAAGUUUUCCACUGACCAGUUACUAGUUUUCAACUAAUCUUGGGCUAAAGUUCCAUUUUUUCAACGUUGAAAUCCUUAGAGACCCGUUUCUUGGAAGUCCCAAUAAUUACCGGGUCUGGAAAGCUCUUUUAUUCAAGACCGAUUUCUUUGCAGUGGUUAUAAGUCCCAUUACUCUCUCUUUAUGUCUCGCUUUUAGCCCUGGAUAAAUCUGUAUAUUUUAGAGUUCUAUAAGUUAAGUUUAGUGAUCAAUCCAAUUCUAGUACACCCCAAACUUGUUCGUGGCAUUCAAACACAAUCGCCCCUUAUCUCAUAUCCGGGGAAUUUAAGGCAGAAUUACCAUUCACUUUAGCUGCUGUCUAGUUAUUACUUAGAAACAUUUUGGCAAGGUCUCGAUUAAUACUGUUGUUAUGGUAACGAAUUAUGAUUUCAGAGCUGGCAUGGGAAUAAGUCUUUUUUGGCAAAAUUGCCCGUUUUCUAGUUUAACUCCGAGGUCCCAUCUCAAAAGGCCUAAUCGCUGAGAUGAUUUAACGCGCUCGCAGUUUGAUAAAGUUCCCACCGCAGUUUUUUUCCCCUCUGAGUCUGGUGCUUCCCUAAGGCCUCACUGUGAACCACCCGAAUUCAAAACGACACUCUCCCUAUGACCAGACACAGCCUCGCAGCUGAGCGCAUCGGUGCAAGGCACCCUUUCGUUAGCCAAUGAGCAUGAAACAUGUAGAGGAGAUGGCUUGACAAACUUAAAUCUGACAGAUGGUCAUUAAAUAUUCCUCAGAGACUUACUAACAGUACCACGCUUUUGCAGCACCCAUCCCCCACACCCCCUCCCAACAAGGAAUUGGCCUGGAGGCCUGUGCACACUCCAUGAGAUCUUAGCUCAGGGUGUGAGCUAGACGAGGAAGAGACCGACCAAGAUGGCAAACCCUCCGUGAGUUUCUUCUUUGUGUCUGUUGACAAUCCUUGCUUUUCGUCAAGAGCCAAUAAGUUUUUCGUACCUCACCGACGCGCGAGAGAAGCAUAAGCGCCUUACGUACUUCACUCGUAGCCAAGUAUUUCGAGAAGAAAAACGACGGGUUAAAGAUGGGUUAAAUUAAAUACCGACAGGGACAUAGGCUAUUCCUCAAAAAGCGAAACGACCUGCUAAAUUAAGUAUUUAUUAUUCUUUGUUUCAGAAAAUAUUUAUUAUCCUUUUUUCCCUGCCCAUCUUGUAAUAGGUGAAGCUAAUGAAACAAAUAAAAUAAGUUACCGUAUUUGAAAUUCAGACGAGGGACAUUCCUACACCCCUCCCCCUUAAAGGGGCUCAGUAACGUAUCGCGAUGUUCCCAUCAGUCGUUAACUAAGAUAAACUAUGCUAAAACUGGCUUAUUUGCAACAUGAUAUCCAAAAGAUACUGUGGGGAAUUUUAUCCGUCUCAGAGCUACUUCUCAGCUAUCAGUUAAUUCUGCGUUCAAUUCGCUGGCUGAUAAAAUUUUGGCCGAUUCUCAACUCCUGUAUUAAUAGGCUCCUGGUAUUAGUUAACCCAUUUACAGCCUCUUAUCGGGUAAGUCUAGGAAGUUUGAAAUUAAGGACAGUGGUCUAAUUUGUCCAAUUCACUGUUGAGGACCUCUCAAGAGAGGGAUUAAGUGCCUUCCACUAACGAUUGUUGGUUGCUUUCUCUCCCAGCAAAUUCUACUGUUUAUAGCUAAACAAUAAAAGUUAAGUGACGUCACUAGGGGAGAAAGAUAGGGCAGUGGAAAGAACACACACAUGCUUUUAAUUUACAUAUAGGAAGCUCCAGUUUUUCUCCCUUCAUCUCCAUAACAGUAGAAACAAAUAGAUAAAUGAAAAAAGAUAAAACAUUGAGAUCCUUUCUAAUUUCAAAUCGAUGUUAAGAGCAUUUCGUAAUGAGUAGAUAUGAUCAACCGCCCUCAAGUGACUGUGGGUAAACGGAUAACCGUUGUUGCUGCAUUAUUUACAUUUUUGUUUCUGAGUUGUAAAAAAUGCCUUUUGCAUUAUCUUUAUAAUAAUUUACCUCCGUCCAAUCUAAUCGUUUUAGUAAACGGAACACUUUCUGGAGUUUAUAUUAAUCAGUUAUUCAUUGGUAUGGCAUAAAUACCAGGUUAAUUUCUAACUAUUCUUGACUUUAUAGGGAAAAUGCCAGCCAAUGUGAACACGGGACAUGCACUAAAAAUAGAGUUAAAAUUUUAGCAUCUUGUAUCGAAAUUGGUGCUUUUGUUUUGCAAGGGGAGCUAUAGAUAAAAUCGCAAAGAAAAGAAAAAAGCCCUUGAAACGUAUCAACUUUAUUAAAAGCACCUUUUUUUAUCAAUUGACACAACUUAAAUACGGCAUAAAAUACUAUAAGGUUUUUAUAGUUUCUGUUUUUUAUUCUGUUUUUGUUUUUAUAUGUUUUGAUUUUUGUUUUGUUUUAGUUGUUGUUGCUGUUGUUUGUUUGCUUUUAUUUGUCUUUAAAAAAAGAGGGGUUGUAAGUCCACUUCAUAAUAGUCCAAAAUAGGGUGACUUGGUUUAUAAUUCACAAAAUAUCCCAAUAUAUGUUUGUGUUCUUGACAAUAUUUUGGAGUACAAUUUGACAACUUCAAGAGACAGUGUUUCCGACAUCAAAGACGUUCCAUGAAGUAUCUUUAAAAAAUCACAUUUGUUAUUCGCUUUUUCCUGCUCGUCUUGCUUUACAACCACCUGUCAGUUAUACGUCAAAUACUUGGCAAUGAGGACGCGUCUGCUUGUAGAAAUAAUUAAAAACCCGCUGUUGCAAGUGAGUUUUAUUCGACAUUAGCGUUCUUUCAAAGGAUCUUUAAUUUUGCUGUGAAAAUAGGUAAGAAUGACUUGGAAUAUGUUUAAAGGGUGCUAAUUAUGCAAAAAAAAUUGACUCUACUUUUCCUUUCCCUCGCUAACUGAGGUAUGAUGUAUUUAGAAACUGUUUAGAUGAAGACUUUUAAUAAUAACGGUGGUUAAAAUAUCACUAAGGUGAUUAAAUUUUUAGUUGAAGUUUUCUUUAUCUAACGCUUCAAAUAUCAGUAGAGGAUCUAUAAACAAUAAUUAGAAGUUAUUACGAAUCGUAGACAAAUCACUCAGGGAAUUGCUUGCCGUUGUUGUUAGAAUAUUCUCACCUAUUUUCAUGGCAUUAAUUUUUCUAUACUUCUUUUAAUUUUAUUUCGCCAGUUUUUUCUAGGUUGUAUUUUGUGGUUCAGUUUUUGUACACCUCCCACGAUUCAAGAUUUUGGUAAAGAAUUUUCAUGGAUGUGUUUCAGCACAGCCUUGAAGAAAUAAAUCUAACCAGUUUUUGAGCGAUUAACAUAAAUAUCAAUAACCAUAAUAAUUCCUUUUCUUAGCACAUGUAUUAUGAUAAUACAUGUGAAAUCGCAUUAUCGAGUGGACAAACGCAAUAAAUUGGCGAAGACGGAUUUUUCAAUGACAGCAACUGCUUUUCAAGCGUUAAUUCAUUCUUCUGCUAUAGUCAAACUAGCAAUUUUCUUAUUUUAGUUUGCUCACAGUUGCAAAAACGGCAAGUAAGAUGUUAAUUAUUUAAGAGGAAAGCUGUUUUGUCGUGGAUGGUACAACUUUGCGCCUGUAUAAACCAUACCGUAUGUGAAGGGGGAUUUCUCCAUAUUCUACAAAAGCUUUUAUCUUGCGAGUUUGAAACCGACAAAGGUAUUGCUGUGAAAAUAGCAUUUCUCUUUCAUAAAAUUGCUCUACCACAACCUCACUUUCAGCAAAGAAAUGAUUAAUUUUACAAAAUGAAAUAAAAAGGAAAAUGAAUUUAAAAAGCCAAACAAAUUGCACAGUUGCUAAUUACACUUCCUGUAGCUUUAGUUGGUUUAUUCUUGCUAGUUAUAAUUAAGGCUUCUUCACGCAAACCUGGUUGACCGCGCUAGCCAGGUUACCGGGACCAAUUUCGCCUUGGGUUCUCAUGAGAAACUCAUGAGACGAUACCAUCCGAACGGCCAGAAUUCAUCCCGCUUUCAUCCCGGUAAUCGAGGGUUGAACUGUUCGUAUGGCAAAAUUUCCAGCCAGCUCUACAGAGAUCGAGAGAUCGUGGUUGGAAAAAACGAGUUCUCGGGAACCGAGCCAGUCCCCCCCCCCCAUAUGAACACAUCAAAAAUUUUACAAAGGAUUCAGAGGUAAAGCGAGAUCUCGGAAACAGGGAAGCCCGGUCAACCGGACUGUGACACUGGGGCGGUUGGUUUAUCAAAGUAAGCUGUUCAGUGGAUAAUGCCGGUCACGUAACUUGUAACAAAUCUCACAAAGGAAUGAAAGAAAAGAUAGAAGAAGAGUGAUACAUCAUAUGUAAAUGUCUAUUAUAACAUAGCUAGAAAAUUCCUCUAAUCAAAUUCAAAAGCGCGAGCGUGCUUCAUGAUUGAGCACGCUGAUGACAUCAAUAACUUAGCAAUCCUGAGUCUCCUGAGUGCAUCCAUAACUCGGCAGUACACGAUAAAGCGUUUACCAUGUGUUUUAUAAGGAAAUUUCAGAAAUUUAAGAGGAAACGUUCGAAUUUGUGAACCGAUAGUAAGGAUAGGUGAAUGUUGUUGUUGUUGUUGUUGUCAUCUCCACGAGCUGUGCGGGCUAUGGCGUGAGAUCAUUCUUUGCAAAGUUGUUUUCUCUCAAUAACAAUUUUUCGGUGAAUUAAUAGUUUUCCGGCACCUAAAUAUGGAUUUUGCAAUCAUUUUAGAAUACACUUUCUCUCAGUUUCAGGAUAAAAACAUAAGCUUAACUGUGAGGAAAAAAAAUAUACUCACAAACAUUGGCGCUUACUGCUUUGAGCGCGCCCUACAAUAAUAAAAUUUAAGUUAACUGAUGCAUUGAUCGCUUUGAUAAGUUGCACUCGGCUGCGCCUCUUUCGUGCUCUCCAAACUUCCCGCGUGCUCAAUAUCUCGACAUACGCACGCUGACGCAUGAACUAAUUGUUAAUUAAUAUAAUGCACUUGGGAAGGAUUUGCUAAAUACGUUGGCCCAUUGCACCAAACUUAAUCACACAGGUGUUUCUUGUACGGUUAUGUUUAUUCCAAAAACAUGAUGUAUUAAAUUAGAAACUUGCCGGCUAACGGUGCACCGAUACAGUGAAAAUGGGAGAGGAAUCAAACAACGUGUUGCAGUCAAAGGCUAAACACGAGUCAUAAGCUCAGCUCGUGAUAAUGUGAAACGUGACCUUAGAGUUUGCUUCAACAAAGAGAGGUUUUUUUUCUAUUCUCUCUAGUGCGUAGGUCAGUACACUAGCAUUCUAAACUGGCCUUGACUGAGUAAAUCUUAUUUUUGCCCCACUAAGUCUUAAAACUAUAACCCUCUCUCCCCGCCCCUAGAUAUACUCCUCCUUUUUUUCCUUCCUCCCAAUCUCCUAACCCUUUUUACGCCUGAUGUCUUUUUUCUUACUCUCAGAUCACAGCUGGUAAAUACAAUGUCCACAGAACAAACGAUAGAUUCAAAUCAUGACAGCGCCGAGGUUUGCAUUAGGCGUCUCUCAAGAAAACUGUCGGAAGUGGAAAUUGUGAUGGCAACACAGGAGGGUAAAGCAAAUCAGAUGAAAAAGGAGAGAGAUGCAGAGAAGAGUGAAAACGAACAGCUAAAAAAGGAAGUGAGAAGGCUGAAUAAUGAGCUUCUAAAAGAAAAAACGAUUUCGGCUGCAUUGAUAAAAAAGAAUUGUAAAGAGGAAAACGAUAAGGAGAUCACAGAUGGAAAACAAGAGAAAGGUAAUUUAUUGCGAAGAGUAAUUUACUACAAUCCCUAACAGUACUUGAGAAUGUUUGUUUUCAUUAUUUUCCCUCUACCAUACGCAACAAGGCUAUUUCCAAAUCAAUGACUUUGCGUAAGGAAAACGCCCUCCCUCAUUUCAACGUUGCUUUAUACAAACGCCGAGGCAUCUGGCUUUCUUUUGAAGACAAACAACACUCCUAGUGAAAAACACUUUUAACAGUUUCGAUGUCUAUAGUAUUGCUCUUUUAUUGGUAAGCCUGGGCCUAGAUGUUAGCAGAAAAACGAGAGUUUAAGCUGUCGUGGUAACUAAACUUAACCCUCGGGCGCACACGCAAAGUCGUAGCCCCUACCGUGGUACAAGGGGAGGGUUGAUGGAACUCCUCCCUAGAGUUUUUGAUACGUUGAAAUAUUUCAAAAAGAUUUUACCUCUAGUGGAAAGCCUUUAAUUUUCUGGACAAGAUGAGGUAUAUUUUAUGGGUGGUGCCAAGGCUGAAGGCCUGUGACGUCACUAAACAUGGUCGCCAUCUUGGAUUUUACCAAGAUUUAGAAAUCAGAUAAAAACAGCGAGAAUUGGCAAUCUUUUUUUUUAUUAUUUUUUGUGCCUGACAUGUGAAAUAAAACAUAAAUAAGUGCUUUGCUUCAUUUUAUCCACAAACUAUAUUUUGAAGUCAUAUCUCGUAACCAUAGAAACUGAUCAUAACUUGUCUCAAAAUGCGUGUGAGAGAUGAACAAACGGCUACUGAAAACGUCAGGUGCUAAUGUCUAAUCGUCUAGCUAACAACUCCGAAAAAACCUCUUCCGAGGGUUAAAUUUGCUUCCGAUCUCCGAGCGUCUUCGAAUAGCUUGGCCCAAGCCAAGACAUGUAUAUUCAUUUCCAGCUGUGACACAAGCACUAGCUAGAGACCCUACGGGUUAUGGCAGGCAAAUAUGUUCUCCAUGCCAGUGUCAGUUGGUGUUCCAAACAAAUCUUUUGGAAGUUGAACAUUAUUUUUUUUAAUGUAAAAACUAUCUUUUGACCAAACGCAUCUGCAUCACGGAUGCUGGCCACGAGAAAACACUCUAUACCGAAACGGAUUGUAACUUGAAGCCUCUACUUGUAACGACGACUGAGCUACGACAACUGUAAUAACAUGGCUUGCACAUAAAAAUGGAUUAAGCCCUGGGUCCAGUUAUUGUCGAUGAAUAAAUUUCUGUAGCCAAAUAUAUAUUUUUGAGUAAGAUCUACAAUAAAAAUCUUCAGUACUUUAGUUAGCCUCGAUCAUCUUCAGGUGAGACAAAUUGUUCCUUUCUGAUAUCUUGAUAGAUCAGGAAGUUUCCCGUGGUGGACUUCUAUGCAUUGAAAAGAGAUCUGACUGGGGAUGCUCGUCGUUUCGCUUAGGGGUAGAAAGUACAGAUUUUGGUAUUACUUAGGGUGCUCAGGACCUGAUUAAUUGCCAAUUUUUUUAGACAUAAAGGCAUUACUUAGGGCUGUAAGUAGCGAAAUAUCCACAUAAACAUUGUCAAAUAUUGUCACACUGGGUUGGAGUAGGGUCUCCUUUUAAGAUCAGAUAAAGGCUUAAACCACGCCCAAAUUAGUCUCGCUCCUUUAAGGGUAUUAGCGAGCAUCUCAACCACCUUUACUUGGGAGUACCACCCUCCCCUCGCGGAAAGAAGGUUGGAGGCUUACGCAGUUUUUUGCCUAAUCAGGUGAAGACGAUUUUGUGCCUUCCCAGACACGUAGAGGAAGUUUACCUGUUUCAUCACUGUGGAAACCAUUUCAGCGAAGAGGCUUCCAAGACUUCCCUAAAGAUCUGAGAAAGUUGCUGGACAGACGAAGCAACGAGUUACUUCAGCAAAAGCAGCAGUACCGGAUAUUUGAACACAGGUUUAAACAACAGGCUGAUAGAUGCAUUAAAAUGGAUAGCGACUUGGAACGCCUCGACCAACUGCUGGUCGAAUUACUUGGGCUGCACGCAAAGUGUCAUGGCUGUUCUAUUUUUCAGCACAAUAAGAUCGUUAUCUUAGGAAAGAAAAUAGAACUCCAUUGCACAAAGUUGAUUAUGUCCUGUAUUGCAAUGGUUCUAGUGGUGUUAUAUAUUUUCUUUUCAUAG
Molecule: messenger RNA, 12587 nt
Organism: Porites lobata
Lineage: Eukaryota; Metazoa; Cnidaria; Anthozoa; Scleractinia; Poritidae
Source: the annotation of a GenBank genome assembly